AGUUCCAAUCAGGUGAUUCAAUAACAUUCAGAUGCAGCAGAACUCCUCAGAUAACAAGACAGUACUCCUUUCAGGAAUAUACUUCAAGGGGUUUUCUGAUACUGUGGCUUGUGUGGUACCACAGUGUGAUACCUAUAUUUUCAAGUUGAUAAAUUGUUGUUCAGACUGAUUCAUGAUUCCGAAAUCUGAAGAAUGAUCACUGGAAUUUAUGUAUUAUUAUUCAUCAUUCAAGAAAGAAAUAAUGAGCUCCAAUAAAAAAAUUGAGGAAGGCCUAGAGCAUAUUAGAAAUGCAGAAAAGAGUCUCAAGACUUCUCUCUUGAAAUGGAGACCAGAUUAUGAGAAUGCUGCUGAUGAAUACAAUAAAGCAGCUACAUGUUUCCGUAUUGCAAAAUCACAUGAACAAUGCAAAGACUGUUUACUGAAGGCAGUUGAAUGCUUCAAACAAAAUAAAGCAUUGUUUUAUGCUGCUAAAGCACUAGAUCAGUGUAUACUGGUAUGUAAGGAGCUGGGUGAUCUGAGAGAAGUGGCUAGUUUUGCAGAAAGAGCUGCCAAUAUGUUCCAAACUCAGGGAAAUGCUGAAUCUGCAGCAGCAUCUCUUGAUAAGGCUGCAAAAAUACUGGAAGCCCAGCACCCUGCAGAUGCUCUCAAACUGUAUCAACAUGCUGCUGAAGUAGUCAUGAUUCAAGAUAGUACCAGACAAGCUGCAGAAUAUAUCAAUAAAGUUGCAAGGUUACAUGUUAAAUUACAACAAUAUGACUUGGCUGCAGACGCCAUAAGAAGAGAAAUGGGAUUGCAUGAACAGAACGAAUCUUAUCAAGCAACUGGUCGCUUAACGGUAGCUUUAGUAUUAGUUCAGUUAACAAGAGGAGAUGUUGUUGCAGCAGAAAAAGCAUUUAAAGAGUGGGGAAACUAUUGUGAGGGUGCCGAGGUGCAGACCCUCGAAGCCCUGCUGCAGGCCUACGACGAGGAAGACGCGGAGGGCGCCCAAAGGGCUUUGAACAGCCCCUUCAUCAAGCACAUGGACGUCGAGUACGCCAUUCUCGCCAGAGACAUGCCUCUGCCGGAAGGGAUGACUGUGCCUGUGGUCAAGAAGGAGCAGACGGUCGCCCCUGAGAUGUCAGAGGGUCUGAUCGAGAAGGUUUCUACUCUUUCCACUGGAGACACAGAAACUGGGAAAGAAGAUUCAAAAACGUCCGAAAAUACUGACGCCACUGAAGAUGACUAUGAAGGUGGCUUAUGCUAAUUUUAAUCAUUGGAAAAAGGUAAAAAGUAUAAAAUAAUUAUUAAUUUUGAAUUAUAAGAUUAUACAUAAUGUAUAUUAAGUUGUGAAAUAAUUGUGAUAUUAGUUUUAUUGUGUUUAUAAGAUUAUGAAUCAAUUUCAUUUGAUUUCCUUUAUUUUUUGUGGUUCCUUUGAAUUUGGAGGCAUAUUAUAGACAUUCCUAUAAUUUAAUAAUCACGAUUUUCUCAGUGCUGGGUAUUGACUACACUGGAUUCUAAAUUUAUUUUCAACUAUGGAUUUAUGUUGUGAUAUCCUUGAAUUUGCAUUUGAAUAUUUGAUUUCUCUCCUGAAAGUUUUGAUGAUUGUAUAUUCAUUGUUGAAAAAAAUUUCACAUAUUGUUCAAUUGUUUAUGCUCUCCUAGUAAUCAUUGAAAGAAGAUACAAUGUUAAUUUAUUACUGAAAAUACUGUAGUUCAGUGUUGGUCAUCAUUUUGUGACAUCAUUACCUUAUAAUAAAGAACCUCAUACAGAUGU
This is a messenger RNA of Phaedon cochleariae (mustard beetle), 1752 nucleotides long. Lineage: Eukaryota; Metazoa; Arthropoda; Insecta; Coleoptera; Chrysomelidae. The record is from the annotation of a GenBank genome assembly.